Carassius gibelio (silver crucian carp) is the source of this 2199-nucleotide messenger RNA. RefSeq names its product glycine N-methyltransferase (gene gnmt). The record is from RefSeq and is a predicted model, not a curated record. Gene Ontology annotation, cellular component: cytosol. Gene Ontology annotation, molecular function: S-adenosyl-L-methionine binding; glycine N-methyltransferase activity; identical protein binding. The transcript is spliced from 6 exons. Lineage: Eukaryota; Metazoa; Chordata; Actinopteri; Cypriniformes; Cyprinidae. Gene Ontology annotation, biological process: S-adenosylmethionine metabolic process; protein homotetramerization; one-carbon metabolic process. The coding region runs from base 128 to 1015 and encodes 295 amino acids.
UCUGUUUCAACACAGACGCGAUAUAAGUGUCAACAAAAUAAGCGUGAUAGAAAAACUCAAACAAGACAAGACAGGAGAUUAAUUCAUAUCCGGAAGACGAACCGUUCACGUGGUGUGAUAAUUCAUUAUGGUGGACAGUAUUUAUCGUACACGCUCUCUUGGUGUAGGUGUAGUUGGUCUUCCUGAUCAGUAUGCCGACGGUAAAGCAGCGAAAGUGUGGCAGCUGUACAUCGGAGACACUCAAAGCAGGACAGAGGAGUACAAGUGCUGGUUGCUGUCCCUGCUCAGAAAACAUGGGGUACAUAAGGUGUUGGAUGUGGCCUGCGGCACAGGGGUCGAUUCCAUCAUGUUGGUAGAAGAGGGAUUUAAGGUGGUUAGUGUGGAUGCCAGUGACAAAAUGCUUAAAUAUGCUCUUAAAGAGAGAUGGGAGAGGAGAAAAGAGCCUGCCUUUGAUAACUGGGUAAUUGAGGAGGCCAACUGGCUAACGUUACCAGAAGAUGUUAAAAAACCUGGAGAUGGGUUUGAUGCAGUAAUCUGUCUAGGCAAUUCAUUUGCUCAUUUACCAGACUUCAAAGGGGACCAGAGUGAUCAGAAGCUUGCCUUACAAAACAUAGCCAGCAUGGUGAAACCUGGAGGGAUCCUAAUCAUUGACCACCGUAACUAUGAUUACAUCCUUGAGACUGGCCAAGCACCCCAAGGAAAGAAUAUUUACUAUAAGAGUGACCUAAAACAGGACAUCUCCACCUCAGUGCUGUGGGUCAAUAGCAAGCCUCACAUGAUCACACUGGACUACACUCUAGAACUGCCUCAACCAGUGGAUGUUCAGACUCCACCUGAUUCAAGUAAAUUCCGCCUGUCAUACUACCCCCAUCGUUUGGAGAGUUUUAAGGAGAUUUUAAGAUCAUCAUUUUUGGGAAAAUGCGAGCUCAAUGUAUAUGGAGACUUCGAGCAAUACACCCCAGGGCAAGGAGAGGUGCCCUGUUAUUUCAUUCAUGUGGUUAAAAAGACUACUUAAAGCCAUUUUUAAAGCCAUUUGGUUGUGAAAAUUUGCCUGUGCAAAGAGAGAGAAAAAAUGUAAAAUAAAACAAGGGCUUGCAUGACAUGAUUUUAGUUAUUUUGCUUUGUUGGGGGGUAUGUUUUUCUCUUUUUAUUUACUGUUUUGUAUUACACAUUUUUAAGCAUGUGUAACAUUUAACAUUUUACAUUACAGAACACUGCUGAAAGCAUAUCACACAGAAUGUGUUUUUGUGUUUCUCUGUGCUGCCUAGUUAUUAUUAGUAGUAGUAGUAGUAUACAUGCACUAGACAGAUGUUUUUGUCCAAUCACCCACGUCAGAUUAAAGAAGUCAAAAUAAAAAGAUAAAUGCAUAAAUAAUCCCUUUAUAAACCCUGAACAUUAUAGCAUUGUUGAAUAUGCUUUGCAAUAUAAACAGAUAAGUAAUAUACAAAUGGUUGUGACACAAGUCUGCAGGUACAGCACUAAUUGUGCUGUAAUAUUACUUUUAAAAACAAGCAAUAUGAUUAUAGCCAGUUAUUCUGUUUGUAAGCUCAAGUAGCAAUUUAUACUGUGUGUUCAAAAAACAUGCAAUGUGAAUUUGGUUUUAAUCGUGGUAAGUUAAUUUAAUUUCUCACUUAAAAAAGACCAAGUACUGGUUUAACACUGCAACCUGUAGAAAGAAUUGCUGAAAAAUCUUUAGCAAUUAUGCACAGACUGUUAUGGUGCAAACACGGAUAAAAAAGAUUAUAUAAACUGUAUAAGUAAAAGCGAGAUUAGGGUGUACACUAAAAUUCACUUACACAUACUUAAUGAACUACUUGAAUACACAGUAUGAAAUAGUCUUACCUAUGUGUAUAACUCAAUGUUCAGACAAAUACAUAUCACUGCUGUAUGUCUUUGAAAAAUCAUUUAAAGUGCUGAUUAUUUGCGUUUUUUUUUCUUUUGCUUUAAAUGUGCUCUAACUGAUACAUAGUUUAAUGAUCUAUAGGUAUGCAAAUAUUAAAGUUUACUGGACCUAUAUAUUUUUACUUUGAAAUUGUGUAUUAACAUCUAAUGGAGUUUCAAUUGUUUGUUGUGGUUUGUUGAUUGGUGGCUGUAACUUUUUUUUUCAUUGUGCUGACCCAUAUCAAAGUCCUUUGACACUCACACAAUGUAAAGAUUGUGUUGAAUUACAAAAUAAAAACCCUCUAAAAAUCUAUAUAA